GUCUACAUCUUAACGGUGAUAUGGAAGUGACAAUUUACAAAGUGAAUCCGGAAUGCUAUCCUCGGUUUAAGAAUGCAGACAAACGCAUAUAUAACAUAAUUGAGAGGACAAACAAACUUUUGUUAGACACAUUUGGUGAAUCAAACCUGGUCCGAAAGACUGUUCCAGAACGUAACAUUUGCAAUAAUGUUAAACUUUAUCUGUGUAAAAUGCAAGGAGACAAGAUGAGCCUGAAUGUAGGAAACUUAGUUAUGAGAAACGAAAGCUCCACCACUAAACAAAGUUACAAUUAUAGAAAUGCUAAAGAGUUUCUGAUUGUAAAUAAAAAAUCUUUUGACUGGACAACAGUCUUAGUUUUUCAAGAAUACAAGGGCCUGAGACGUGAACUCAAUACAUUUCUACCACAAGGACUGUCCGUUAUCAUUGUUACAUGUUUGCAAGGACACGACGCUGAAAAACCAUACGACCAUCUAAAAAUCAAGACAGUGACAUCAGAGGAGCAUAUUGCUGAAGAAAUAGGCUCUUUGCUAGAACAAAUGGCGUUCAAACCAAUGAAUGAAAUGUUCAAAUACAUCAGAAGUCUGUGUUAUGAUAAUCACAAACACAGUAGAGAUUCCAAAGAACCAGAUUGUAGUGUACCCGAACAAUCACAGUCUGCGAAUGGAUCGUCCAGUUAUGAAGGAAAAUUGGGGGAAAACAUUGAACAGGGAAUAAGUUCAUCCGCCGAUUUCUCGUUUGACAGACAUAAAUCAAAUGGACUUAAAAGAAAGUGUCUCGAAAAGGAAGAACAUAUGCAUGCAAAAAGGAAAGUAUUAACACAAUCAAGCUCUACGAAUGACGCCUACAAUCAAGAAAGGAAAACGCGAACAAGAGCUAAAAACGGAACGUUAAACAUCUCCGAUUUCGACAGUGGAAUAUUGAAAGUUUCAACACCAUCAAGCUCUACGAAUGAUUCACACAGCAAAGGAGGAAAAAUGCGAACAAAAACUAAAAACAGAUCGUGUACUUUCUCCAAUGACGAUACAGAAGAAAUGAAAGGACUUAGCGGAAAGUGCAAUGAAAAUGAACAUGAUAAAACGGCACAUCGGAAUUUCAAAGGGAGUUCAAACGCUCAAUUUGUGGACAGCUAUGCAAGCAUUCGAAAAACAAGAAGUGGAACUGUGUACGGAAGAACUGCCGAUGAAAAGUCAAAUAGGAAAUUUCGAGAAAACAAAGAAGAUUUUCAACGUUUAUUAGGGGAAAUGAUUGGAAUGUAUAGAAGAAGCCGACUUCCUGAAACUUUAAAACCACAACUAGAUGGACUAGAGGAUAGAGUAAGUGAUCAGGUUAUAGAGAGUUUGUAUCAAUUAAGCCCGUCAGUUAGAGGGUACAGCUUCAAGUUCAUCACAAGACUACAGAUCCACGUUUUGAGCCAUGAUAUCGAGAAUUUGAGACCAAAAAUUGUUGAAAUACUUAACAAACAUGGGUUUAAAUCAGACUCUUAUGAUGUAGUCUCACCGCUUGUUGAUGUGAAGCCAUUUUGCAAAAUACUUUCCGGAUCAAAGGUGGGAGUUAAUGGACACAAGAACUUUGGUAGUUUAACGAGUUUUGUGAAAAUGACACCGAAGACACAGAAAGAGGGAACGUAUUGUUCGCUUGCAUCAAAACAUCUGCUCCAAGGUCAAGAAACGCUUGAAAUUAUGUCCGAAAAACGAACUUUAAAAGCUGAUGUUAUUAAAGAAACAGCUCCUUUUGGUGACGUCAAUAUGAAGUUUGAUAUUGCUGCAGCCAGAAUCAAGAAGGAAGAUGAAUCGUACUGUGAUGGAAGAUUCAAAACAGAAGAUGGAACGUUAAUGAAGGGCAUAAUGUAUGAAAAUGAUGAUAGUCUACUUGAUUGUCAACACGUGCACAUGAGUGGUGCUCACACAUCAAAGGGUCUUGGAAUAAUUGCUACAACACAUUACAAAACCAGAAAAUUUGUUGCAUCUGUAGAAGGUGCUGAACUAUCACAAGAAUCGCAACAAGAAGCUGAGGCAGACGAUUUAAAUGAAAAUAACAGAUUCAUAUAUGUUAAAAGUAGAGAAGAAGCCGUUCCAUUUUGUAAACCUGGUGACAGUGGAGCUAUGGUAUGCUUCGACCACGAAGACGGUAACCAUGUUGACCUAAUUUCAAAAGUGAUUGGACAAGUUGAUAAGCAAGAUCUUUACCAAACCCUUAGGUUAAGAAGUGGCGUUAGUUAUUUAGAAAAGCUUACUCAAAGUGACAUUGAAUUCUUUUGAUUCAUAAUGUCAAUGAACUAAGUGUGUCCGAAAACUAGUGUUCUAAAAAAUGCAAGUAUUAACUCAGUAUUUCAAUCGCAUGAUCAUAUGAUA
Ruditapes philippinarum (Manila clam) is the source of this 2351-nucleotide messenger RNA. RefSeq lists its product as uncharacterized. NCBI's taxonomy places the organism in Eukaryota, Metazoa, Mollusca, Bivalvia, Venerida, Veneridae. The record is from RefSeq and is a predicted model, not a curated record. The coding region runs from base 21 to 2258 and encodes 745 amino acids. The transcript has 9 exons.